CCAACAACGACACAGAGACGAGCUUCCCCCGAACGGUCAUAAAAGGACCGUCUUUUUCUUCUCCCUUGUAGUUGUAAAGUGCUUCUCUUGCGGCUUCUUUGUCUGACCCUUUUUCUGUUCCGAUCUCCUCCCAACCCCUCCGAUCCAGUUCUCCGGUGGUCAGUGUCGGGGAUCUGGUCGGAGAUUCUCCCCAAGAACACGAGCGUUUACCCAAAGCCCAUCCUCUUCAUCUGCGCAUCUGCCCUAAACUUUUCGGGGCUUCGAGGAUCUCCAUUGCCGAGAUUCAUCGUUCUCUUGCCUGCAUUCGGUGAUUUAACCCUGGUCGAAGCCUCGUCGUUUCUGGGAUUUUGCUCUUCCUGAUAGUUUUUGGUUGGGUUUUGAUUUGGUGGUUGAAAGGCGCCCUUGUUCUGGGCUUUAUUUUAAUGGAGGUCAAAGGCUGAGUUUUUUUUUUUGUAGAGAAUCGAAACAUUUUUUUAUGGAUUAAGAUGGUGAAUCAGGUUUCGUGGGUUUAAGGCGAAGAUCGCGCCGAUUAAGCGCAAAAAAACAGUGUUUUCGAGGCGUAAUUAAUUUUCUCAGAAUUGCCUUGUCUUGCGCGGGAGAUUCCAUCUCUGGGUGUUAUUAGAUUAAUUAUCGCAGCAGAGAUUUUUCAAAGUGUAAUAUUGCCGCAUAGAUCUGAUUUCAUAUUUGAAAUAGAUAAAAUCUCUGAAGAUUUGGUUCCUUCUCUAGGCUUGGACCGGAACCUGUUCGAUGAAUUGUGUCUGAGAACUCUGGGUUUCUUGAAACCUGGGAGAAUUCGUGUCGGUGCCCGAAAUGUCUGAGGCGGAGAAGUUUAUUUACCAUAGAAAACUCUGGGAAGUGAAGGGCAUCUCCGUAGGAGAGAGCAAAGCGGAGAAGCUAAGGAGUUAUUUGGUUUCGAGGUCUCGUAUGAAGCUAUGGAUGAUCCGAGCUGUGACGAUUUUGUUGCUUUGGAGUUGCGUGGUUCAUCUGAUGGCACUGGGAGAGUUUUGGGGGCCGAGAUUGUUGAAAGGCUGGCCUUCUUGUUUCAAUCACCAUGAUUUACCUGUUGCUGCGGAAACGGCAUCUCUUCCUAUGAAAAUAGCCUUGCCGCCUAAAAGGGUAUACAAGAACAAUGGUUAUCUUAUGGUUUCGUGCAAUGGAGGGCUCAACCAAAUGAGAGCAGCGAUAUGUGAUAUGGUCACCAUUGCAAGAUACAUGAAUGUCACGCUUAUUGUGCCGGAGCUAGACAAAACCUCGUUUUGGAGCGAUCCAAGCGAGUUUCAAGACAUAUUCGAUGUGGAUCAUUUCAUAACUUCCUUAAGAGACGAAGUGCGUAUACUCAAAGAGCUACCUCCGAGGCUCAAGAGAAGGUUCGAGCUUGGGAUGUAUUAUUCCUUUCCUCCUAUCAGUUGGUCCGACAUUUCAUACUAUUCAAAUCAGAUUCUUCCCCUGGUGAAGAAGUAUAAAGUUGUUCAUCUGAACAAAACCGAUACACGGCUUGCAAACAAUGGACUGUCUCUGGAUAUUCAGAAGCUGAGAUGCCGAGUAAAUUUCAAUGCACUUAGGUUUACUCCCCAAAUCGAGGAAUUGGGUAGAAGAGUAGUCAGGAUUCUGAGAGAGAAAGGACCCUUUCUGGUCCUGCAUCUUCGUUAUGAAAUGGACAUGUUGGCUUUCUCAGGUUGCUCUCACGGUUGCAACCCUGAUGAAGAAGAAGAAUUAACAAGAAUGAGAUAUGCUUAUCCUUGGUGGAAGGAGAAAGUGAUUAACUCUGAGCUAAAGAGGAAAGACGGCCUUUGCCCUCUGACACCCGAGGAAACAGCUCUUGCCCUAAAUGCGUUGGGUAUUGACCGGAAUGUUCAGAUUUACAUAGCUGCUGGGGAGAUAUACGGUGGCGAAAGAAGAAUGAAGGCUUUGGCAGAGGCUUUUCCAAAUGUGCAGGUCAGGAAAGAAACUCUACUCGAACCCUCUGAUCUGAAGUUUUUCCAGAACCAUUCAUCCCAGAUGGCGGCUUUGGACUACCUCGUCUCUCUUGAAAGUGAUAUAUUUGUUCCAACAUACGAUGGCAACAUGGCCAAAGUUGUGGAAGGUCAUCGUAGAUUCUUGGGGUUCAAGAAGACAAUUCUGCUAGACCGGAAGCUACUAGUCAACCUGAUAGAUCAAUACACGGAAGGAUUGCUGAGCUGGGACGAGUUCUCGUCCACGGUGAAGGAAGUUCACGAGGAUCGGAUGGGAAGCCCUAAGAAGCGGCUAGUCAUUCCCGACAAACCAAAGGAAGAAGACUACUUCUACGCCAAUCCACAUGAGUGUCUGCAGUUGUUGGAUGAACCCUUGAGAACAACAAGACUAAGCAUGUUCCUAUAGUGCCAGGAAUCAAGAAUGGUGGUUCUUGAUUGAUCCAAAUCCCAGGGGAAAGCUUGUGGCCGUUGAAAUGGAGUGUUAUGGUAUCUGGGAACCAGUCUGGAGAUACUACUCUAAAGAGAUUAGGGUUCGGUUUGGUGUAUAGAUUGAGAAGAGCUUCCAUGGCAGGAGACACUGAAGCUACAUUGUAAAGAUGACAGAUUUCAGAGCUUCUUUUGAAGGUCUGAAAAAACUGUGAUUCGGGUCCUCAUGGCCUUGCAGUUUUGGUAGCUUAAUAAUGCCACACUCUUAUGUAAUAUAUAUAACGAGUAGGGACAUGAUAUGGCGAUCUCUUAUGUUGUCGGCUAUUCACUUAUUAUAUGAUAAAAUCCUCUUGCAUUUUUCUUCCUCGAA
Tarenaya hassleriana is the source of this 2748-nucleotide messenger RNA. RefSeq lists its product as uncharacterized. Bases 811 to 2358 code for a protein of 515 amino acids. The transcript has 8 exons. NCBI's taxonomy places the organism in Eukaryota, Viridiplantae, Streptophyta, Magnoliopsida, Brassicales, Cleomaceae. The record is from RefSeq and is a predicted model, not a curated record. Gene Ontology annotation, cellular component: cytoplasm.